CAGAACAAAUUUCAUAUUCUCCUAAUUCUUCUCUAAUCGGCAAUUACAAACCCUCUCGUUCCCACUUCACAGACCAAAUUUCCCAUUCUCCUAAAUUCUUCUCUAAUCGGAAAUUACAAGUUGUCAAUCAACAAUGGCUGCUUCUCGGGUACUCAGUUGUUGAGUGUUGUCCGCCGGCCAUCACCGCCACCCCCAUUGGCUUCAUACACAUCCCCUAAUCGAUGAUUGAGGUUUGGUCUAACGUCUUCUGAAUAUUGUAGUUUAUCAUUGGUCUAUGGAACCACAAGGUGUGCAAGGUGAUAGUGAGGGUUGUAUGCCAUCUCCAACAUCAUCAAUUACAUGUUCCAGAAAACGAAAGGAGCCUGCUAACAAAAGUCGUUUGUGGCCAUUUUUCACAAGGUAUGUGAUUGAAGGUUCAGAUGUAAUAGAUCCAACUUGGUGCAAAUGUAACACUUGUGAUGAAAGAGUAUUGUGUGAUCAACAAAAGAACGGGACUAGCUCAAUGUGGGCACAUACUCAGAAAUGUACUAAACACCCAUUGCAUGUAAACAUUGAUCCCACACAAUCUAAGUUGUGCAAAGAUAAUAUCAGUAGAGCAACGGGAUACCACAAAUACAAUAAGAAGAGGUGUGAUGAGAGGUGUAUUGAUAUGAUUAUCAUAGAUGAACUUCCAUUCAGGUGUGUGGAGAAGGUUGGAUUUAAAGCAUUAUGCAAAGAGUUGGAACCUAAUUGGACUCCACCAGACAGGAAACAAGUUGCUAAGGGUGUGUUGGAUAAGUACAAUUUGGAGAAGAAGCUUUUGUUAAGUGAACUAAAGGCAAGUGGUACGCGAGUUUCUAUCACUACCGACACUUGGACAUCUAUACAAAAUAUUAACUACAUGGUUUUAACUGCUCAUGUUUUGGACACUGACUGGAAGCUGCACAAAAGGAUAAUUAAUUUUUGUAAUAUUACUAGUCAUAAAAGUGAUGAUAUUGGGAGGGCAAUAGAGAAAUGUUUGAGGCAGUGGGAGAUUACCAAAGUGUUUACGAUAACAGUAGAUAAUGCAAGUGUUAAUGAUGUGGUUGUGGCGUACAUGAAAAGAAGACUUACCGGUUACAAGACACUAAUGUUUGAUGGGGACUUUUUGCAUUUAAGAUAUGCAUGCCACAUCAUUAACUUGAUAGUGAAGGAUGGUUUGAAGUAGUUAGAAGGUGGGUUUGCAUCAAUAUGGAACUGUGUGAAGUAUGUUAGGAGUUCAUCACAAAGACUGGACAAUUUUAGGGAGUUUGCUAUUUGGAACAAGGCAAGGCAAAUGCUAAUGUUCCAUUAGAUGUUGUCACUAGAUGGAAUAGCACAUAUCUUAUGCUUGAAGCUGCACUUAAAUAUGAGGCUACUUUUAAAAGAAUGGUUGAUGAGAAUUGCGCAUUCAAGAGUUAUUUUCAAGAAAAAGACAAAGCUGGGAAGGUAAGGGUUGGACUCCCAUCUGAUGAUGAUUGGAGGAAUGCAGAAGCCUUUUGUGUGUUUCUAAAGAAGUUCUAUGAAGCUACUUUGAGACUUAGUGCAUGGAAAUCAGUCACUUCUAAUAUAUUGUUUGUGGAAAUGAUUACUUUGCAGAUCGACAUCGAUAAGGCAAUGCUUUCAGAAGAUCCUGUUACGAAGAGGGUUGCAACUUCUAUGAAAUCAAAGUUUAACAAGUAUUGGGGAAGUUUUGAGUCAAUUAAUAAGAUUGUCAUGAUUGCUAAUGUUCUUGAUCCGAGAUACAAGUUGCAAUGCGCAAAAAUAGCUUUGAAGAAGGUUAAGGCAAGUCAUCUAUUAAUUGAGUCGAUAGAAGGGGACUAAAAGAGAAUAUUGAUGAAGAUGUAUGAUCAAUAUAAGGAGGUUGAGAGUAGGGGGCAUGAACACCAUUAUCACUUUGUUGUUGAAGAUUUAGGAGUAGAUGAUGAUGAACUAGAUGGACUUGAUGAAAUCAGCAAGGAGAUAGCAAAAGAAAGGAUGUCACAGCAAUCACAAUGCAUAAUGAAUAAGGUUGACCAAUACUUAUAUGAUAGGUAUAUCAACAUUCUUGCUAAGAAUUUUGAAAUUCAGAAGUGGUGGAAAGGUAAUGAGUCAACAUAUCCAAUUCUAUCAAAGUUAGCUAAAGAUAUCUUCGAUGUACCUUCCUCAACAGUAUCUUCAGAGAAUGCAUUUAGUUUAGGUUCACGGGUGGUGGAUCCAUUCAGAUCUUCAUUGACACCAAAAACAGUUGAAGCCCUUGUUUGUACAUCUGAUUGGUUACGCGCCUCUCCUGUUAACUUCAGCUUAUACGAAGAUCCAAAUGAGGAUGCCUUGAAGAUUUACUAUGAAUUAGAAGAACUUGAGAAAGAUAAUGUUUACAAUCAAGGGGGUGAGGCAGCUGGGAACGCUACAAGCUAGUAUAUAACAACACGAAUGGCUGAAUGCAGUUGCUUUAUUUUGUAGAUAUUGUGUAUAAAGUAUAAACAAUAACAAAUCCCAUGGCAGUUUUUUGCUUAUUUUGUUUCUGAGUUUGGAAAACUUUAUAGCCAUUGGGUAGUUAUUAUAAUGUAAAGCCUUAUAUAUCUUAUCAAGUCUAAAACUCAUC
Molecule: messenger RNA, 2581 nt
Organism: Lactuca virosa
Lineage: Eukaryota; Viridiplantae; Streptophyta; Magnoliopsida; Asterales; Asteraceae
Source: the annotation of a GenBank genome assembly